AUGAAUUUAAAUUAUUUUGUGGUAAUUCCGAACAAAUCCACUUCAGUGAAAUUGAAAGCCAGGAAUCUGCCAGAGCUGCAUCUGGAUGCUGUGAAGCUGGAUCAGGAGAGCAAAAUCAUCGAGAACCGACUGCAGCAGCUGCGAGAGAACAUGAGCCGUGAGAAGGAGGAGAGAGAGAAGUCAGGUGGGUUUCGGUGGAAGUCAGUGCUGGCAGCGUCCCAUGGGCCGACCAAGAUCAAGGAGAACGGCCUUCAAAAGCGUUCUGCAGGAAAGGUGAAGAUGAGAGUCCUUAAAGACGCACCAGAGGACGCGAGCAGAUCCCUGGGGAAAGUGCCACGCCCGCCACCAAAGGAGCCGGCCCCCAGCACGAAGCCCAGGCUGAAGGGGAAGCCCUGCGGUCAGUGUGAGGCCAGGACAGCCAGGCUGAUGUGCCCAGAAUGUGGAGAGAACUACUGUGUUGGCUGCUUUGCCAGAUUCCACCAGAAGGGGGCACUAAAGAAUCACAGAAUGAUACCCAUCCAGAUGGAGAUUCAGACAUCCAUCAACACAUUGGAUCUUGUGAGCCGGUUUAGGAAACAAAUCGAUCCUGAGGGAUCAGCUGUGGGCACCAAGCGGAAGGACCCCACACACAGCCAGGAGGCACAAAAGAGCAAUCCUCCACCUGUGAUCCUUCCAGAUGCUCAGCUUUUAGGUUUUGAUGAUGAGGAAACAGACGAAGAGAAAGAAGAGGAGGAAGAGGAUGAGUCUGAACCGGAUGAGAGAGCCCACAGUCCGGCCCUUCUGCGUGGGGUGUUUGAUGAGGAGGAGUCAAAAAGAUCCUUCCAGGAUGCACUGAGGGAGUGGAGAAGGAAGAGAGGGGCUGCACAAUCACAGCCGGAGCAGGAGCAGGAGCAGGAGCAGGAGCCAAAGCCAGAGCUGGAUCUGGUGCCGGAACUGAAGCCACAGCAGGAGCAGAAGCAGGAGCUGGAACUGAAGGAGGAUCCAGAGCCUGAUUUUGAACUAGAGCAGGCUGGGAGGCCGAUAAAAGCACCGACAGCACCCACUGAGGUUUUCGGGACACAGGCUGACUACCAGGCAACACAACAGCCAAUCACGGUUGAGUUCAAGGAACACGGCCUGAGUUAUAUGGAAAAGCUCAUGCUCAAGAAACACAGAAGAACGCCGAUUGAAGAGUAUCGACUGCCGUCGUUUGCUGGCUCCUAUCAGGAAUUGCAGAUGGAUACCAGCAGGUUGACAGAUGAGGAAGGCCCAGGCCUGACAGCUGAGGAGAUGGAGAUGCGAAGGUACUGCGCCUCGCUCUUUGCCGCCACCACCACCCCUGCCAACAGCAGCGAUCAGCAUGACCACAUGACUCAAUCGUGUCUCAGCAUUGUGGAGUUAGAUGAGAGGUAA
Molecule: messenger RNA, 1392 nt
Organism: Megalops cyprinoides (Indo-Pacific tarpon)
Lineage: Eukaryota; Metazoa; Chordata; Actinopteri; Elopiformes; Megalopidae
Gene: zbbx
Product: zinc finger, B-box domain containing
Exons: 12
Coding region: 1-1392 (463 amino acids)
Biological process (GO): cilium movement
Cellular component (GO): motile cilium
Molecular function (GO): zinc ion binding
Source: RefSeq, a predicted model, not a curated record